AUGCCGCCUGUGCCGACCUGGCUCUGGGAGACGCUCGGCACCCAGCCAGAAGAUAUGAGAUAUCUGUCAUCGACCCGGCCUGAGGUGGCCAGCAUAGAGCCGCUGGACCGCGAUGAGCACCAGUGCUCCCAGAGGGCAGUGGUGCAGGCCCGGCUUACCCAGCCCGCCCGCCUGACCAGCAUCAUCUUUGCAGAGGACAUCACCACGGGCCAGGUCCUGCGCUGUGACGCCAUCGUUGACCUCAUUCAUGGCAUUCAGAUCGUCUCCACCACGCGUGAACUCUACCUGGAAGAUUCACCCCUGGAGCUGAAGAUCCAGGCUCUGGACUCUGAAGGGAACACCUUCAGCACCCUGGCUGGGCUGGCCUUUGACUGGAUGAUUGUGAAGGACACAGAGGCGGAUGGGUUCUCAGACUCCCACAAUGCACUGCGAAUCCUCACUUUCUUGGAGUCUACAUAUAUCCCUCCUUCCUACAUCUCAGAGAUGGAGAAGGCGGCCAAGCAAGGGGAUACCAUCCUGGUGUCUGGGAUGAAGACCGGGAGCUCCAAGCUUAAGGCCCGCAUCCAGGAGGCUGUUUACAAGAGCGUACGCCCUGCGGAGGUCAGGCUGCUGAUUUUGGAGAACAUCCUUCUAAAUCCCGCUUACGAUGUGUACCUGAUGGUGGGGACCUCCAUCCGCUACAAGGUGCAGAAGAUCAGGCAAGGGAAAAUUGCAGGUAUUCGCAUGCAGGGUGCUUCCAGGCUACCCAACAGCACUGUCUACGUGGUCGAACCUGGAUACCUCGAGUUCACUGUCCACCCUGGUGACAGGUGGGUGCUCGAGACUGGCCGCCUGUACGAAAUCACCGUAGAAGUGUUUGACAAGUCCAGCAACAAAGUCUACCUGUCGGAUAACAUCCGAAUUGAAACCGUGCUUCCUUCUGAGUUCUUUGAGGUGCUCUCAUCUUCCCAGAAUGGGUCAUACCAUCACGUCAGGGCUAUAAAGAGGGGCCAGACGGCAAUCGACGCAGCCCUCACCUCUGUGGUGGACCAGGACGGAGGGGUCCACACACUACGGGUGCCUGUGUGGAACCAGCAGGAGGUGGACAUUCACAUCCCCAUCACCCUCCAUCCCAGCAUCUUGACGUUUCCAUGGCAACCACAGACAGGGGCCUAUCAGUACACAAUAAAGGCGCAUGGUGGCAGUGGGAACUUCAGCUGGUCUUCCUCAAGCUACAUGGUUGCCACGGUAACUGUCAAGGGCGUGAUGACCACAGGCAGUGACACAGGACUCAGUGUGAUCAAGGCACACGAUGUCCAGAACCCACUGCAUUUCGGGGAGAUGAAGGUGUGUGUGAUCGAGCCCAGCAGCAUGGAGUUCGCCCCGUGCCAGGUGGAGGCACGAGUGGGCCAGACCCUGGAGUUACCCCUGAGGAUCAACGGUCUCAUGCCCGGCGGGGCCAGUGAGGUGGUCACCCUGAGCGACUGCUCCCACUUUGACUUGGUGGUGGAGGUAGAGAACAUGGGCGUGUUCCAGCCACUCCCAGGGAGGCUUCUGCCGGGGUCUGAGCACUGCAGUGGCGUCAGGGUGAGAGCCGAGGCCCAGGGCUACACCAUGCUCCUCGUGAGCUACAAACACGGUCACAUCCACCUGAGUGCCAAGAUCACCAUCGCAGCCUACCUGCCCCUCAAGGUGAGCCCAGGCCCCUGCCCUUUGCCACCCCCUGCCCCACUCACUUCUUCCCUGAUCCAGGGCCACACCGAGUGGGUGGAGCCUGCCCACACUGAGGGCGGGUCUUCCUCUCACGGGAGGCUUCUGCCGGGGUCUGAGCACUGCAGUGGCGUCAGGGUGAGAGCCGAGGCCCAGGGCUACACCAUGCUCCUCGUGAGCUACAAACACGGUCACAUCCACCUGAGUGCCAAGAUCACCAUCGCAGCCUACCUGCCCCUCAAG
Messenger RNA from Galeopterus variegatus (Sunda flying lemur), 1932 nucleotides. Its product is annotated as nuclear pore membrane glycoprotein 210-like. The transcript has 15 exons. NCBI's taxonomy places the organism in Eukaryota, Metazoa, Chordata, Mammalia, Dermoptera, Cynocephalidae. The record is from RefSeq and is a predicted model, not a curated record. Gene Ontology annotation, cellular component: nuclear pore. The annotation marks the transcript as partial.